Molecule: messenger RNA, 6304 nt
Organism: Esox lucius (northern pike)
Lineage: Eukaryota; Metazoa; Chordata; Actinopteri; Esociformes; Esocidae
Gene: uggt2
Product: UDP-glucose glycoprotein glucosyltransferase 2
Exons: 42
Coding region: 32-4783 (1583 amino acids)
Cellular component (GO): endoplasmic reticulum
Molecular function (GO): UDP-glucose:glycoprotein glucosyltransferase activity
Source: RefSeq, a predicted model, not a curated record
AUGCAAUGCAUUUCAUUAAACUUUUUUUUUUAUGUGUCUGUUAAACAUAACACAAACACAGGUUUAUACGAAGGACCUCUCAAUGACCAACAUCACCAGGACAAUGAGAAACGUCUUGUUGUUGUCGCUGCUCCUGCUGAAGGUCCAGUAUGUCCAAUCCACAUCCAAAGGCGUCUCUGCCAGUCUAAAAGCCAAGUGGAGCAUGACACCUUUCCUCUUGGAGACAAGUGAGUUUAUUGCAGAGGAUGGAAAUGAGAAAUUCUGGCACUUUGUUGAUACUGUGAAGGAGUUAACUAUUUACAAAAAUGGAGAGUCUGUGCGCUCAUAUUAUAAUUUGGUCAUCAAGAAGGCAGGCCAGUUUUUGACUGAGCUUCAGGUCAAUCUUCUCAAAUUUGCCCUCUCCUUGAGGUCCUACUCACCAGCUGUCUAUGCAUCCCAAAAGAUUGCCAGUGACGAGCCUCCGCCUGAGGCUUGCCUUGCUUUUGUCUCGGUCCACGGCCAACAUGGCUGCAGCACAAAGGACUUAAAGAAGCUCUUAAAGGCAGCUGCAGCCAGGCCAAACCCAUAUCUGUACAAGAAUGAUCACAAAUAUCCAGGACUUAAUGGGACAGAUGUCCCAGUUGUGAUCCUUUACGCUGAGAUUGGCACUAAAAAGUUUGGCUCCUUCCACAAGGUGCUGGCUGAAAAGGCUGCUGCGGGCAAGCUCAUCUAUGUGCUGCGUCACUUUGUAGCUGAACCAAAGCCCCAGAAGAUGUUAUUGUCUGGAUAUGGUGUUGAACUGGCAAUAAAAAGCACUGAAUACAAAGCUGUGGAUGACACACAAGUAAAAGGUACAAUUAACACUGAAGAGGAUGAUAUUGAUGAAGUACAGGGCUUUCUUUUUGGGAAAUUGAAAAAAUCGCAUCCAAACUUGCAGAAGCAGUUUGGGGAGCUCCAGAAGUAUCUGUUGGAAAGCACCAACGACAUGGCCCCUCUCAAGGUGUGGGAGCUUCAAGAUCUAAGCUUCCAGGCAGCCGCCAGCAUCAUGUCUGUGCCAAGGUUUGAUGCUCUGAAGCUUAUGAGAGACCUCAGUCAGAACUUUCCCAGCAAAGCCAGAUCACUUACGAGAGUGGCAGUAAACCAAGAGUUGAGAAAAGAAAUUGAGGACAACCAAAAGGGGCUAAGUGAGACCAUGGGGAUCCACCCGGGAGAUGGAGGCCUGUUCAUUAACGGUCUGCACAUUGAUUUGGACGUCCACAACCCCUUUAGCAUCUUGGACACCAUCAGAGGUGAAGCCAAGAUCCUGGAGGGCCUCCAUAACCUGGGCAUUAAGGGAGACCAUCUAGGCAAGCUGCUGAGACUGCCCAUGAAUCCUGUGGAAGAAAACUAUGCUUUAGACAUCCGCCAUCCGGCUAUAACGUGGAUUAAUGACAUUGAGACAGACUCCAUGUAUCGCAGCUGGCCCUCAGGUGUCCAGGAGCUCCUGAGAGCCACGUUUCCUGGUGUGAUCCGCCAGAUUAGACGGAACUUAUUUAACUUGGUGCUGUUUCUUGACCCAGUUCAGGAAGAGAGUGUUGAGCUCGUAAAACUGGCGGAGCUCUUCUACAAACACAAGAUCCCUCUCAGGAUUGGAUUUGUGUUUGUCGUCAAUACUGACGACAAAGUCGAUGGAAAUACGGACGCUGGAGUUGCAUUUUUUCGGCUUCUGAAUUACAUUGCAGACGAGUAUGAUUUAUCACAUGCCCUCAUGUCUAUGGUGUCUUUGUACCACAAAGUGGAGAUUGGCGAGACAUUGUCUGUCAAUACAGUGUCUGCAUUUAUCAAGAAGAAUUUCCCCAAAGCCAGUGCUUCAAGGAUUCUAGGGGAGGAUUCUGAGUAUGAUGACAAAAGAAAGGCAGGUGCCCUGUUCUACAAGAAGAGUGGCUUGGGCUCCUUGCCUCUUGCUCUGUUCAAUGGAGUCCCUCUCAGUGCUGACGAGAUGGACCCAGAUGAACUGGAGACAGUUAUCCUACAGCGCAUCAUGGACACCACCAACUUCUUCCAGAGGGCUGUCUAUAUGGGCCAGUUGACUGAAGGGACAGAUGUUGUAGAGCAUCUUAUGGACCAGCCCAAUGUGGUGCCACGCAUCAAUCCUCUGGUUUUAAGCACCGACAGGACAUAUCUGGACCUUACAGCCUCUCCAGUUGCAGAUGAGUGGGAGGACACCACCAUGUUCUCAUACCUGGAUUACAAGGACAAGACCGCUGUCAUUGCAAAAAGAAUGAAGUAUUUCACAAAAAAUGACGAGGAUGGGAUUAAUGGAGUGACUGUGUGGAUCAUUGGGGAUUUUGAAAAGGCCUCAGGGAGAAGACUGCUGCUGAAUGCACUAAAACACAUGAGGGCCAGCAGCGGUGUGCGUGUGGGGGUGAUUGAUAACCCCAGCGGGCGGGUGGCCAGCGAGGACAACACAGUGAUCUACAGGGCGGUAUGGAGCACCCUGCUCACCCAGAAGAGCAGAGCCACGCUAGAGUUUGUACAGAAAAUCCUCAAAGAGGAAACCGUCCAUCUCCUCCAACAGGGAACCAAGAUGAAGGACCUACUGGCGCAGGGUAUGGACUCCGACGCCUUCGAGAAGAGGUUCAACACGAUGGAGGUGGAUUUCAUCCGCAGCCAACAGCUUUUCUGCAGAGAGGUCCUGAAGCUAAACGCUGGACAAGGAGUCGUGGUCAGCAACGGCAGGAUUCUGGGACCAUUUGAGGAUGAGGAGGAAUUCAGUGUCGAGGACUUCCAUUUGUUAGAGAAAAUUACACUGAGAUCCACAGCCGAGAAAAUCAAAGCUAGAAUCAAGCAGAUGGGGAGGAAGGGAAAGCAGGCCAGUGAUCUAGUCAUGAAAGUGGAUGCCCUCCUGGCCGCCGCCCCCAAAGGAGAAGGCAGGAGGGAUGUUCGCUUUGUUAAAGACAAACACAGUGUGCUCAACUUUGCACCUCGGGAAAAGGAGGUGUUCUAUGAUGUAGUGGCCAUCGUCGACCCACUGACCAGAGAUGCCCAAAAGAUGUCAUCGCUGUUGAUUGUGCUCACUCAAGUGGUCAAUGUGAAACUACAGGUGUUUAUGAACUGCCGGGCCAAGCUUUCCGAGAUGCCCCUCAAGAGCUUCUACCGCUUCGUGUUGGAGUCAGAUGUGUCUUUCCUAGCCAAUGAGACGGUGUCUGCCGGGCCAGUGGCUCGCUUCCUGGAGCUCCCAGAGUCACCUCUACUCACCCUCAACAUGAUCACCCCUGAGAGCUGGAUGGUGGAGGCUGUCAGGAGCCCCUAUGAUCUGGACAACAUCCACCUACAGGAGGUGAAAGGUGUAGUGAUGGCUGAGUAUGAGCUGGAGCACCUGCUGCUGGAGGGCCACUGCUUUGACCUGUCUACAGGUCAGCCCCCCCGAGGCCUGCAGUUCACCCUGGGCAUGAGCCAGGACCCUCUAAUGCAGGACACCAUCGUCAUGGCCAACCUGGGAUACUUCCAGUUGAAAGCCAAUCCUGGAGCAUGGAUCCUAAACCUACGGAAGGGAAGGUCAGAGGAUAUCUAUCAUAUUCAAUCGCAUGAUGGGACUGAUUCUCCAGCAGAUUCUGGUGAUGUUAAAGUCCUGUUGAACAGCUUCCACAGCAAGAUCAUCAAAGUCAGGGUCCAGAAAAAGGCUGACAAAAUGAACGAGGACCUCCUCACUGAAGCCACAGAGAACAAGGGGUUAUGGGAUUCAAUUGCUAGCAGGAGAGAUGGUGCCCUCGGAGCCAGACUGAGAUAUUACUCUGUAAGAUCUAAUGCCAAAAGAAUGUGCUUCUGUAGACCUCGUAUUUGGAGCACUUUUGAGAAAAGCCUCACAGGUGGCGGGUCCAGUUCGGAGGACGAGGACAAGAAGAGGGAGGACGUGCUCAACAUCUUCUCCGUGGCCUCGGGCCAUCUGUAUGAGCGUUUCCUGAGGAUAAUGAUGCUGUCUGUCCUCCAGCACACCAAAACCCCUGUCAAGUUUUGGUUCCUCAAGAAUUACCUCUCCCCCUCCUUCAAGGAGUCCAUACCCUACAUGGCAGAGACCUAUGGUUUCCAAUAUGAGCUGGUCCACUAUAAAUGGCCCCGCUGGCUCCACCAGCAGACGGAGAAACAGAGGAUAAUCUGGGGCUACAAGAUCCUCUUUCUGGAUGUCCUAUUUCCCCUGGCUGUGGACAAAAUCAUCUUUGUAGACGCUGACCAGAUAGUCAGGGCAGAUCUAAAGGAACUGAGGGAUUUGGAUCUAGAGGGCGCCCCCUAUGGGUAUACUCCCUUCUGUGACAGCAGGAAGGAGAUGGAGGGCUACCGCUUCUGGAAGACCGGUUAUUGGGCCUCACAUUUGGGAAACAGGAGAUACCAUAUCAGUGCUCUGUAUGUGGUGGAUCUGAAGAAGUUCAGGAAGAUAGCCGCCGGAGACAGACUGCGCGGCCAGUACCAAGCCCUGAGCCAGGACCCCAACAGCCUAUCGAACCUGGACCAGGAUCUGCCCAACAACAUGAUCCACCAGGUGGCCAUCAAAUCCCUGCCUCAGGAGUGGCUGUGGUGUGAGACAUGGUGCGACAAUGCCUCCAAGACCACCGCCAAGACCAUAGACCUGUGCAAUAACCCAAAGACCAAGGAGCCCAAACUGUCGGCGGCCGUGAGGAUCGUGCCUGAGUGGGUGGACUACGACAACGAGAUUAAGCAGUUACUGACGAACGUCCAGAAGCGGAAAGAGGAAGCAACACAGAUUCAGACCCAGGCGCAUUCACUGUCCUCUCCUGAGAAGACAGGCAACCAACGUGAUGAACUCUAGCACCUGCCCAAGAGGACAGAGGCAUAGCUAUUUGCACCUAAUUCUCAUGUGACGCUUGAAGACUAUAACUGCACAAAGAAUAUGUACAUUUUCCACAAUCUGACUUAGCCAAGAAGUAUUAAGCCACCCUUUGGAAAAGACAGAGGGGCAUACCAGAAAAUAUUAUUAGUUUUUUUACGAUUUUGUAUACGUUUUCUAUCCAGAGUACUAUCUUCGGAAAGAAACCGUGCGAUGUAUUCUUCCUGUGGUAUGAUAUGUAGUUCAUAGUACUUAGCAUCAUGGUGUUACGUAAGGAACGAAAAGGGUAAGAGUAGGUCAAGGUUUGUGUAACCCAUUUGCAAUCUGUAACAGAAAAGAAAAAGAAUUGCACUGAUACUGUAUGCAAAGAAUUGUUAAAAAAAAAGCUGACUUUAGGCUCUCUGUGCUCUGUGAAAGCUGGAAUCGUUAAUUGGUGAAACCACCACAUACAUUUAAGGUACAAUAACAAAGACGUUACUGCAAACAAGAAUGUUUUUUCUCCCUCUGACAUCAUGGAAUGAGCGAUAGAACAGCAGAAUAAGUGGGCUACUGCAAUUGUUUUUUCCAUGCUAUUCGAGGCUCUUAAUCUCUUUUUCACCAAUGAAAUCAAUAGCAAAGGCCCUAAGGUAAACAAUGGCUAUAAUGCUGGUUGGAUUUUUAGGAUCAGCUAACAUUUAUAUGUUAAUUUGAGAUCAUUCUUAGCAUUAUUGAGCACCACACCAGAGCAUCUAAAUUGCCCAAUAAUACAUUUGACUCAAAUGCCCCAAAGACAUUUAAAAUUGACACUAGGAGAACAUCUUACCAAAAUGUUUAGAGUUGAUUUAUUGCAUUACAUGCUGACAGUUGUAAGACAGAGCUCACCAAGCUCAUAUCUGUGCAUUGUGGACUGUAUAGGGGCUGUAGCCUACACUACACACAAUGUGGUCAGAGGCCUCAAUGUUCUGAGUCCUUGACCAAACAUUUCAAAUGUAUGCCAAGUGAUGGAGUACUGCAAAGGAUUUGUUACUAAAUAGGAAACCCCUUUGUCGUUAUCACUGAGAGUAAGAAAUAGGUUUGACAUUUGCAAACAAACAUCCCAAUAAGGUACAACGUAUUACUUACUUUAUCACUGUUUAUAUACCAUAGCCAAUCUUGUAUUUAUGUCGGCCAGUUUGUUUAAUUGUAGAAAUCGGAAGCAUAUCAGCAAUUUUCUCAGGAAUUAACUAGGUGAUGCAUUGUCGGAACACUAUAAUGGUUACUUUUCUUUUCAACUGACAGAAAGUAACAUGUACUAAAAGGCUCUGCUUUUCAACCCACUGUGUCAAAUGAAGGGUUUUUCCUUUUGUCUUUUGUCAUUUCAGUAAUUGCCAUUUUUCUUGUCACUGUCAUUUCAGGUGUGAAAGUCUUACUAAAGACAUCAUUAUAUAUUUAAAAUAACAUUGUUUCAGUGUGAUUGAUGAAGAUGUACGCUGGCAGAGGUAUAAAACAUCCGUAUUGAGUGAAUAUAAGUGAAUUUUAACAUUA